Molecule: messenger RNA, 1548 nt
Organism: Ceutorhynchus assimilis (cabbage seed weevil)
Lineage: Eukaryota; Metazoa; Arthropoda; Insecta; Coleoptera; Curculionidae
Source: the annotation of a GenBank genome assembly
UUUUAUAUGAAAAUACUGAAAAAGUCAAUAAAUAAAUGAUGGAUGUUAACCACUCGGCGUUGGAUAGAAAUUGCCCCUGUUUGCUGAAAAUCAUGGAAAGUGCUAACUCAAGAAUUGACUAUUUUUCUGAAUCUUAGAUAAGAGGGGAAAAGUAAAUAAUAAUGUCUGACAAACAAAAAUUAUCUGUAUUUAAGUUAGCACAUCUUAAUCUCAGGUCAAUUUUUACAGGGUUUCAGGAGUUUGUUGAUAUUGUGCAGAGAUAUUUUGUCAACGAUGAAUUCUUCGACGAAAACAAACGAGACGUUGCCUUCUUAUUCAUCGAAGGUCAAAACGAAGCUUCAGAUGAAUGGAUGACCAACGGAGAAUGGUAUGAAUACGCUCAACAGUUUAAUGCUAUUUUAUUCGAGGUAGAGCAUCGGUAUUUUGGUAAAAGUCGACCCACGGAAAACGUUAGCGUGGAGAAUAUGAAAUAUAUGUCUACUGAACAGGCCUUAGCUGAUUUGGCUGAAUUUGUUGUAGCAAUGAAUAAAGAGCAUAAUUUAGCAGAGGAUGUCAAAUGGAUCGCCUUCGCAGGUGCUAACUACGGUGCCUUUCUCAGAUUGAAAUAUCCUCACCUAAUUCAUGGUGCUGUUAGUAGUAGUGCACCUAUGUUAGCUGUUGUAGAUUUUCAAGAUUAUUUCAAAAAUAUUGCUGAAGUUUUAAACGAAACAGACGUAAAUUGUUUGAGUGCUUUGCAAGCUGGAACUGCACAAAUGGCAGAACGUUUGAAGGAUAAAGCGGGUGCAACCAAUUUGACUUCUUUAUUCCAACUCUGUACGCCUCUGGAAGAAGUUAUGGACAAUGAAGAUGAUAUUUCUAGUUUUUUCAGUAUUCUAUCUGAUAAUUUUGCAGUCGUUGCACAGUUUAAUAAAGCCAACAGGCUCAGUUCUCGUAAUACACCUUUAGCCAACAUAACUUUAGACACUCUCUGUAAUAUAAUGACCGAUGUCUCUAAACAAGAAAUCGACAGAUUGGCUUCAGUGAAUUCUUUAAUGCUGAACGCAUUUGGAGAAACAUGUAUCGACUAUAGUUAUUCGACCUUGCUUAAUGAUAUGAGAAAUGAGACUUGGGAGGCAGCGCUUGGUGGACGUCAAGAGUUUUAUCAAUUUUGCAACGAAUAUGGAUACUUUCAAACUUCAACUUUAGAAGUUGGAUUCGGGGAUAUUCCCCUUAAGUGGUAUUUGAAACAAUGUACUGAUAUUUUUGGGUCCCAAUUCAAUGAAACUUUUGUCAAUCGGGCGAUUGAGAGGACUAAUGUAAAUUAUGGUGGACUUGAUAUCAAGGUCAGUAAUGUGGCUUUUGUAAAUGGUUCAAAGGACCCAUGGCGUACACUGGGCAUCACUAAUUCAACUGAUGAAGAUGCGCCAGCAAUUUUUAUUCAAGGUGCCGCGCACGAUGCAAAUAUGUAUCCUUCUACCGAUAAGGAUUUGCCCCAGUUGACGGAAGCUAGGACGAAAAUAAGGGGACUUAUUCAAUCCUGGUUGAAUCAAUGAAAAUGUCUCGAUGAAC